AUGUUUGCGGCGCUUCUGACAGGACAAAUAGUUCAAUCGAAUUUCUGCGAAGUGUCCCCUGGAAGACUUCUUUUGGAUUUACCACCACUUGGCAAGAGCAACCAUAUUGUUGUGUUUUUGACUGGGCAGGCUCCAUUUCCUGAAGGAUAUGGGGCUGGAGUUCACUUUGGUCUAGUAGAAAAUGGUUUAGCUAACUGGAGUUAUUUGGGCUACCUUUCAAAUGAUCGUCCGAGCGCAAUUUUCAAGGUAUCUGGAUUAAAGCCAAAUGCACUAAAGCAGGUUGUGAAUCCGUUUCAAAAUAUUUCGAGUUUGCCUACUGGGAAUAUGGUGACUGCACAAGUUGGAAUUUCUCUCGAACCUUUGGUCGAAUUGGCAGGACAGACGUCUGCGAUUGAAAAUUCUUCCACUUCCGCAGGUGUGGAUGACGAGAUGAGAUUUACUCAGUUCGCAGCAGAGAAUUUAUUCCAUUUUGCGGCGGGCUGUGCAAAAGAGUUACCAGGAACAUCCGAAGUCUAUGUUCCUAUUUCGGCUAUUAAACGUUGGUUUGAAACAAUUCGGCGCAAACUGUUGCUUGAUCCGAACUUUUGGCAAAAGUGA
Echinococcus granulosus is the source of this 597-nucleotide messenger RNA. RefSeq lists its product as hypothetical. Gene Ontology annotation, biological process: protein import into nucleus. The record is from RefSeq and is a predicted model, not a curated record. The coding region runs from base 1 to 597 and encodes 198 amino acids. Gene Ontology annotation, molecular function: nuclear import signal receptor activity. Gene Ontology annotation, cellular component: cytosol; nucleus. The transcript is spliced from 4 exons. Lineage: Eukaryota; Metazoa; Platyhelminthes; Cestoda; Cyclophyllidea; Taeniidae.